AUGACGUCGCUAACGCACGAACGUAUGCGUCACGCGCCCUUACCGAGCCCGAAUGCCGCAGAUGACCUGAUCAACGCUAAGGAGCAGUUCAAUGACAUCGGCAACGACAUCGACGACACCGCUGUCGAGCUCAUCCCCGGUGUCGAAAUGACCGAAAGACAGAUCGACAUGAUCGCGAGGGCAAAGGAAGAGCGGCUCAAGAAGGCCCAGCAGCCCCAGCCUCCACCGAAGGAGCCGACUCCACCGCCGAAGGCGCCUACUCCGCCACCGAAGGCUCCUACGCCCCCGCCAAAGGAGCCCACGCCUCCACCUCCGGAACCCACCCCGGCCGAACCUGCUCCAGCUGAACCUGCUCCACUGAACCCGCCCCGGAGCCUGCUCCGGCAGAAUCCGCACCAGCAGAACCUGCGCCGGCGGAACCCGCGCCGGAAGAGGCCCCCGCCGAAUAAGCCACCUAAAAUUGUACCCAUACAAAAAUUAUUAAUAAAUAGCUGA
Messenger RNA from Leptosia nina, 495 nucleotides. NCBI's taxonomy places the organism in Eukaryota, Metazoa, Arthropoda, Insecta, Lepidoptera, Pieridae. The record is from the annotation of a GenBank genome assembly.